Neurospora tetrasperma FGSC 2508 is the source of this 5893-nucleotide messenger RNA. RefSeq lists its product as uncharacterized. The coding region runs from base 1 to 5787 and encodes 1928 amino acids. The record is from RefSeq and is a predicted model, not a curated record. Gene Ontology annotation, biological process: error-prone translesion synthesis; double-strand break repair via homologous recombination. Gene Ontology annotation, molecular function: DNA-directed DNA polymerase activity; nucleotide binding; DNA binding. Gene Ontology annotation, cellular component: nucleus; zeta DNA polymerase complex. NCBI's taxonomy places the organism in Eukaryota, Fungi, Ascomycota, Sordariomycetes, Sordariales, Sordariaceae. The transcript is spliced from 2 exons.
AUGGAAUUUAUAAGACUUCGACUGAACUGUAUUGAUCACUACCAAGCCACGCCAACCGGAUAUGAUCCCCAGUUUGAUCAAGAUGUGCGCUUUUCGCGUUCGCGGAAGGCUGCCAAAGUCCCUGUAAUUCGGGUGUUCGGAUCGACCGACAAGGGCCAGAAAGUCUGCGCUCAUAUUCAUGGUGCCUUUCCCUAUCUGUAUGUCGAGUAUGACGGAAAUCUAGAACCCAACAAGGAUCAUGCGUUAGCUAUCAGCUACCGAAAAGAUCCCAUUCGCGAUCGGCCCAAAUAUGUAGCACGGAUUACGCUGACAAAAGGUAUACCCUUUUAUGGCUUCCACGUGGGUUAUCGCUUCUAUCUCAAAAUUUACCUGUUCAACCCGGUGGUCAUGUCGCGUCUCGUCGAUCUCCUUCAGCAAGGUGUUAUUAUGAGUCGGAAAUUUCAACCCUACGAGGCCCAUCUGCAGUAUCUCCUUCAGUUCAUGGCUGAUUACAACCUGUACGGCUGUAACUACCUGGAUGCGGCGAUAGCCACCUUUCGAGCACCUGUACCGAAGCAUGACAGCAACAUCGAAGGCCGUGAGACUGAACAUCACUGGGACGAUGCAACGAUCCCGCCAGAGCUGAUUACGGAUGAUUACAGCCUUCCCCGGGCUAGCCACUGCUCCCUUGAAGUGGACAUCUGCGUCGAAGACAUCCUGAAUCGAAAGCAAGUCAAAGAGCGAAGGCUUCAUCAUGAUUUUAUCGAAAAGGAGCAGCCGGUGUCAAGCCAAGAAAAGCUGGUGCACAGUAUGGCUGGACUCUGGACGGAUGAGACAAACCGCAGGAAAAAGCGUAUGGGAAUAACGGACCCUGAAGUCAACCCUUUUCCUCCGGAAGUCUUGGUAUCAAUGUCUGCGGACCCACGUCAAUCACAGGUGAUGGGGUGGGUUCAUGAAGCUGGGUACCGUGCUGGUAUCCAACAAUUGGUUUCUCAGGAACAGAACAACACAGAUGGACGUCAGGAGACUUUCUCCAGCUUUGUGCAACCAGUUCCAUUUGAAGAAACUAUCAAGACCACUUUAGAGUCAGUGGAAGACUUCUACCCAGACAACUUGAGCCAAGCUCUGCAAAUCGAAGCACAAUUUUUUCACAUGAAUGCACAGCAUCUCAUCAAUAUCGAUGUCAACGAACAAGGCAUUUUUCAGCUAAUACGCGAGCCACAUGCAAAACAGACUCGACACGAAUACGCGGGCAGAAUCCCACCGGGGGAGCCUUUGAAUGGUGUUGGAGAAGGAUUUGGUGUGGGGGAUUCAAUGACUUAUCGUAUGGAUGGGCGGAUCCGUGUAUACCAACCCAGAACUUCCAUCCGUCAUAAACUUCUGAAGAUUGCCCAGACUUACUCUUCCAAUCAACCAGCCAAUACAGGUAGACAAGCCGGGGUUCUUGGUCCUGGAGAGCGACAACAAAGAUCUCUCAAGCAUCCCAGGCCGCCGGGAGAAGUUGAUCAUGGUGCACCUGCAAAACGUCAGGUGCUCCAAGCUGAGGACUCAAGGGAGUUACUUCACAUGAAAGCCGACCCUCCGCAAAGAGCUUUGGAAGAGGCUCCGAGAAACGCCCAUGAACAAACUCAAGGUGCAGGUCAGCCAGGGCCUCAGAGAAAGCUCCAAAGUGACCCUCCGGAAAGGGUUUACGAGGAGCCAAACAAGAGGGUUCACGAGGAGGCUCAACCAAAGGUCCAUCGAAAGGCCCAGCAAAGGCCUCGGGAACAUGACCAGAAACAGGGCCAACAGAAAAUACAGGAACAAACUCAAGAUCAUGAUCAGAGAGGAGGCCAGAAGGAAGCUCCAGAAAAUUCGACAUUUACGACGCCAGCUCGGACAGUCCAGCCAAUGAAACCCAAUAAUCAGGAUCCAGCAGGAGAGGAACAAUCGGUGAAUAGUCUGCAGGUCGAGCCACCAAAACCUAAAACAUCUCAGCCCAUGAAGUCUGCUAUGAAGCAGAGCUUUGCACAAGAGUCCCAAAGCCGUACGAUCAACUUUCCCGUCGUCAAAGAUCCACAAGAUCCCAACACAAGGGCGCGACUGAGCCAAAAGAGUGGUUCGCAGAAGAACGAGGGUAACGUCACCAGAAAGCAACUUGCCUUCGACCCUCAACCCACCAUUUUAGGGCCAUCGGCUCAGGCGAGGCCCGGUCAGACUAAACCCAACCUAAAAUCGUCGUCCAGGCCCCUUGACACGGCCCCUGUGGCUUCGGCUCCGGCACUCUUGUGGAGUGGCUCAAAGAAAAUGUUUGUCCUGAACAAUAAACCUCCAUCCCUAAGCGAAGUUCGCUGUACCAUGCAGGUACAUGGCCUACCUGAUGUCAUCUAUCAAGACGCAUAUUACAGUAAGGAUGAGGAUGUUCCCUCCAGACCGAGAGAAUAUGCAGGCAGGGAAUACCGACUUGAUGGUAGCUCUGUUCCUUGGCUCCCCGAUUUCGACCCGACUGGCACAUCUUCGGCGACAUAUGGCGAGAAACCAACCUCCGGUGCCGACUGGCCGAUGCUGGAGGCAAUCUAUGAGGCUCAACAAGAGGAAUGUGCCAUGAGGGGUUGGGAAAUAGCAGAUCCUCCUCCUUCUUUCAAGGAAGUCAGUGAUUGGUGGACAGAUAAACAAAAAGAUCGCAAUCCAAAACGAUGCCAUUUCACACCCCUAAAAAUUGAAACCUACCGCUCCCAAGUCGCGGGCGUGACGCCAAAGAAGAAGCAUGGCUUCGAACAUCCCGAAAAGACAAAACCUGAAAGCGCACAGGAUCAGGCACAGUACAUGAGCGCCAUGAGCCUAGAGGUGCAUGUUAACACCCGGGGCAAGCUAGUACCGGAUCCUGAAGAAGACGAAGUGCAGUGUGUGUUUUGGUAUCUGCGGUCCGAAGUAAACGCUCUCCGCGGAACUCAGGCGCCGGAUGAUACGGCACGGGGCAUUGUUGUUUUCUCAGAGGAUGGGUCGCUUGCAGAUAGAAUCCGAAAGCACACAUCCGUGCCAGUGGUUCAAGAGACAACAGAACUUGAUAUGAUGGUCCGGAUGGUCGAGAUUGUGCGGAACCAUGAUCCCGAUAUCUUCACGGGAUAUGAGGUGCAUGGCAGUUCAUGGGGCUACCUUAUUGAGCGAGCGAGGAUAAAGUAUGAGCUUGACCUCUGUGAUGAGUUCUCACGCAUGAAGUCUCAGUCAAAUGGGCGUAUCGGUAAGGAUGCGGAUCGCUGGGGCUUCAACACGACAUCCUCGAUUCGAAUUACAGGACGGCACAUGAUCAACAUUUGGAGAGCCAUGAGAGGCGAACUCAAUCUUCUACAGUAUACCAUGGAGAAUGUUGUUUGGCAUCUGCUACACCGUCGGAUUCCUCAUUACAGCUGGAAGACUUUAUCGGAUUGGUAUCUGAGCGAUCGACCGAAGGAUCUGGAUAAAGUUCUCCGAUAUUACCUGACGAGAACGCGACUUGAUCUUGAGAUUCUGGAAAAGAACGAGCUCAUUCCCAGGACAAGCGAGCAAGCAAGACUGCUUGGUGUUGACUUUUUUUCUGUCUUCUCUAGAGGAUCACAGUUCAAGGUAGAGUCCAUCAUGUUCAGGAUAGCCAAACCCGAGAACUUCCUUCUCCCUUCUCCAAGCAGGAAGCAAGUGGGUGCACAAAACGCUCUGGAGUGUCUACCCUUAGUGAUGGAACCGCAAAGUGCAUUCUACAGCAGUCCUUUGCUUGUUCUUGACUUUCAGAGUCUGUAUCCCAGUGUCAUGAUCGCCUACAACUACUGCUACUCGACCUUCCUUGGGCGUAUCGUCAGCUGGCGAGGUAGAAACAAAAUGGGUUUCAUGGACUACAAGAGGCAAGAGGGGCUUCUUAGUCUACUCAAAGAUUACAUCAACAUCGCCCCAAACGGCAUGAUGUACACAAAGCCUCAUAUUCGCAAGUCACUUCUUGCAAAGAUGCUUACCGAGAUUCUCGAAACUCGUAUCAUGGUCAAGUCCGGUAUGAAGCAAGACAAGGAUGAUAAGGCGAUUCAGCAACUGCUGAAUAACCGGCAGCUAGCGCUGAAGCUCCUCGCCAACGUCACCUACGGUUACACAUCGGCCUCGUUCUCAGGUCGUAUGCCCUGCUCCGAGAUUGCCGACAGCAUCGUCCAAACCGGUCGCGAAACCCUUGAGCGGGCCAUAGCCUUCAUUCAUAGCGUCCAAAAGUGGGACGCCGAGGUUGUCUACGGCGACACCGACAGUCUUUUCGUCUCUCUCAAGGGCCGCACCCGCGAACAGGCCUUUGAGAUCGGCCAAGAGAUCGCCGACGCUGUCACCAAGUUGAAUCCGCGGCCCGUCAAGCUCAAGUUCGAAAAGGUCUACCACCCAUGCAUACUCCUCGCCAAAAAGCGCUACGUCGGCUACAAGUACGAGAGUCGCGACCAGACCGUGCCCGUGUUCGACGCCAAGGGCAUCGAGACGGUCCGGCGCGACGGCACACCCGCCGAGCAACGGAUCGAGGAGAAGGCGCUCAAAAUCCUCUUUGAGACUGCCGAUCUCAGCCAGGUCAAGAGUUACUUCCAGGAGCAGUGCCACAAGAUCAUGCGCGGCGCCGUGUCCGUGCAGGACUUUUGCUUCGCGCGCGAAGUCAAGCUGGGCACGUACAGCACGUCCGGUCGCGGCGGCCCGGCUCCCGCUGGCGCGCUGAUUGCCACCAAAAAGAUGAAGGAGGACGCGCGGGCGGAGCCGCAAUAUGGCGAACGGGUGCCAUAUGUGGUGAUGGCCGGCGCGCCGGGAAUGAGGCUGGUGGACCGGUGCGUGGAACCGGAGGAGCUGCUGGAUAACGCACAUGCUACGUUGGAUGCGGACUACUACAUCAACAAGAACAUCAUUCCGCCGCUAGAGAGGAUCUUCAACUUGGUCGGCGCGAACGUGAGGACUUGGUAUGAGGAGAUGCCCAAGGUUCAAGUCUUGCGGAAGGUGGUGGAGGAUGAAGACGCUGCUGAAGAUGCUUCCAGAGGCCCACUACUGGGACUGCUAGGGGCGUCACCAAGCAAAAAGGGUACGGCAGCGGCAGAAGCAGCUGCAGCUGCAGCAGCGGCAGCACUAGAGAUGGAAGAUAUGUUGGGAGAAGACGACGAGCUCCUCCCUCCUGAUGUCGCAGCAGCCCAAGCCCAAGCGCGCAAGACCCUCGAAGCCUUCCUCAAUACCACCAUCUGCACAGCCUGCGGCGUCAAGAUCAAGCGGCCGCUCGGGGUAGGGCUUGCGCGCGAGCUGGGCAUGCUUGAGGAGGGCGAGGGCGCCGUGGACCGAGGCCUGCCGCUCUGUCGCCGGUGCGCUUCGGAUCCACCCACGCUUAUGGUCGAAAUGCAGGCCAAGGUCAGCAGAGCCGAGAAAAGCUACGUGGAGAUUAUGAAGGUGUGUCAGAGCUGUGCGGGCUUUGCGUUAUCCGAGGAGGUGCCCUGCGAUAGCAAGGAUUGCCCUGUUUUUUACUCGAGGGUGAAGCAGAGGACGAAGGUUACGGCGGUAAAGAGGGUGAUGGAGCCGUUGAUCAAGUUGUUUGGAGAGAUGGAAUUGGAUAAGGCGAGUAGUGAGGAUGAGGGUGGCGAUGAGGAGGAUAAUUGGGAGCUGGAAGGAAGAGGUGAGGUGGUUGACGAAAGUGGUGUAGAAAUGCAAGAAGACGCAGGAGUAAGGUAUGAGGAGGAGAAAGUGAAAUUCGAAACCAUUGUCAAGAGCAAGGUUAGAGCCAUGAGUGAGGAGUUGGCGGAGAGGAAAGAGAUUCUUGACAACAGAUUUAAGAGCCUGAAGGCGGCAUCGUUGGAAUGGUAGUCAAGCCUAGCGUGGUUGUUUGGGUCAAGGGGAUUAUAUAAAAACUUGGUUUGUCCAUUCUUACACUGUUGUUGGAUAUUCCACUUACUCCGUCAACCACCGGUGG